AUGAGUGCAAUGCCUGACUUGGCGGCUGCGACAAAGGGCGGUGCGUCCCGUAAGGUGUCGAAACAGUCGCUGAUUAAAGUCACCAAGAAGCCGCCUAAGAAGCGGAGAAAAUCUCGCAAGCAGAGCUAUUCCAUUUACAUGUACAGGUGCAUCGCCUCCGAGGCGUCGCACCUCAUUCACUACAACAAGCGCCGCACCAUCUCGGCCUGGGAGAUCCAGAGCGUCGUCCGCCUCAUGCUGCCAGGGGAAUUGGCCAAACACGCCGUCUCCAAAGGCACCAAAGCGGUCACCAAAUACACCAACUCCGUUUAG
Messenger RNA from Carcharodon carcharias (great white shark), 312 nucleotides. RefSeq names its product histone H2B type 1-L-like. The transcript has 2 exons. Gene Ontology annotation, cellular component: nucleosome. Gene Ontology annotation, molecular function: DNA binding; protein heterodimerization activity; structural constituent of chromatin. NCBI's taxonomy places the organism in Eukaryota, Metazoa, Chordata, Chondrichthyes, Lamniformes, Lamnidae. Bases 1 to 312 code for a protein of 103 amino acids. The record is from RefSeq and is a predicted model, not a curated record.